UCUUGCGCGCCUGUGACGGGAUGGUCGAGGUAGAUGCACCGGCGAUGCCAGACGUGGCGAUGACCAAGGCGCAGAAGAAGAAGAACCGCAAGAAGGCCAAGAAGAAGGACGACGAGUCGGCGCAGGACGCGCCCGAGGCCCCCGAGCCAGCGACCGAGCCGCCGGUCUACCGCAUGGAGCGACCCGCCGUGUCUGAGCUCCGCGUGCCAACGGCGAAGGAGGCUCCGAUUCCGUCGCCGGCGCAGCAAAAGGACAUUGUCCACAGCCUCAUGCUGCAGUCCAAGCAACAUGGCAUGAAGGUCGGCGAGAAGUUCUUUGUCGUCAACUACAAGUGGUGGGAGUGCUGGUGCGACUAUGUCGGCUACCUAGUAGCCAAGGGCGGUGCUUCGCGGCCGCUUCCGUCGUCCAAGCCGCCAACUAUCAGCAACAGCUCGCUCCUCGAUCCUGCGUGCGACCAGAUGGACCACGUCGUCGGCUCGGCGCUCCUGCCCGGUCUCGUCGAGCACAGCGAUUACUUUCUCGUUCCGUCCGAGGUCUGGUCUGCUCUGACCGUCUGGUACGCGGGUGGCCCGCCCAUCUGCCGCUUCGUCGUCGGCGUCGGCGAGCCGUCGUCGCCGCAGUACUUUACGCGCGUCGAAGUCUACCCCGAGACGGCCGGUGACAGUGACGUCGAGAUGGACGUCGAGUCGUCGUCGUCGCCGCCAACACCGACGCCGACGUCCAAGUGCACUGUGUGUGGCCGACCGAGCCGCAAUCGUUGUGCUGUCUGCAAGACGCCGUACUACUGCUCCAAGCAGUGUCAGAGCGCGCACUGGAAAUACCACAAGAGCGUCUGCCGCGUCAUCAAAGGUGGCGGGUCGAUCUCGGCCGUCGAGACUCACGGCCGGCGCGGCCAAACCGGCCUCCGCAACCUCGGCAACACGUGCUUCAUGAACGCGGCGCUGCAGUGCCUGAGCCACACGCCCGUGCUCACGGCGCACUUUCUCACGAAUUUGUACCAAGCGGACCUCAACACGGACAACGUCCUGGGCACGGGAGGGCAGCUCGCAACCGAGUACGCGGUGUUGCUCAAGGACCUUUGGUUUGGCGCGGCUUCGAGCGUGACCCCGGCGGCGCUCAAGCGAUCGCUCGCGCGCUACGCACCGCAGUUUUCGGGCUACCAGCAGCACGAUGCGCAAGAGCUACUGGCGUACCUCCUCGACGGUCUCCACGAAGACGUCAACCGGAUCCAGAAGAAGCCGUACAUUGAGAUCCAAGAGUCGAACGGUUCGCAGCCGGACGCAGUGAUUAGCGACCAAGCGUGGCACAACCACUGCCUCCGCAACCAAAGCAUCUUUGUCGAGCAGCUCCAAGGCCAGUUCAAGAGCACGGUCGUCUGUCCGACGUGCGACCGCAUCUCGAUCACGUUUGACCCGUUCAACGUCAUCCAGCUCGAGCUGCCGACCGACGCCAACCGGCACUUCGACGUGCUCAGCGUGCCCUUCUUUACCAAGGCCUCGUAUGCGGAAGAGAGUCGUGAGCAUUUGGGGCCGACGCACUACCGGCCCAGUGUCCCCAAGCGCGGCACAGUCGCCCAGCUCAAGAAAGCGCUCGCGGGCAUGGGCUGCACCAAGACGCAGCAUGUGCUCUGCGACGUCUUCCAGUCGAUGGUCUACCGCGUGCUGCAGGACGCCGAGCGCGUCGCUCGCAUCCGGUCGGACGACCGCUUGGUGUGCUACGACGUGCCCCUCGGCUCGGCCGUCGUGUUUUGCUACCACCGCAAGGCGUCCGGGCAGCUCUUUGGGGACCCGAUCUUGCUCUCGUACACGGCGGCGACGACCUGCGAAGAACUGGUCCGCAACCUGACGUACCAAGUGUGGCCUUUGGUCGCCCCGGCCGUCCUGCAGGUCCCAGAGGGCAAGAAGGCGCACGUGGAGCUGCUCAAGCUCCUCGCCAAGCACGUGUACCUCGCCAACCAAGAUGGCGCCAACGUGCCCGGUGCUGUCUCGCUCGAUGACUGGAGCGCGUUCUUGCCAAGUGCAAGUGUCGCGUCCUUGGGCCUGGGCGACUGCGCGUACUUUGGCAUCGACUGGACCGACGAUCUAGUCUACCAAGAGCCCGAGAUGGACGUGCACGCGUCGGCGCAGCUCGCCAAGGUGGCCAAGGCCGAUGGCAUCUCGCUCGACAGUUGCUUCAAGAAGUUUACGAGCCCGGAAGAGCUCGACGAGGACAACUUGUGGUACUGCAGCCAGUGCAAGGAGCACCGCCAGGCGACCAAGACGAUGCAGCUAUACAAACUGCCCAACAUCCUCAUCCUCUCCCUCAAGCGGUUCGAGUACCGGAACGAAGUGGUGCGGGAAAAGCUCGAUAUUAUGGUCGACUUUCCGCUCGAAGGGCUCGACAUGGGCCCGUACUGUCUGUCGGCACAGGACGGCAUGGUCUACGACCUGUACGCGGUCACCAACCACUACGGUUCGAUGGGCUUUGGUCACUACACGGCGUACGCCAAAGAUUCCGAGCACAAUUUGUGGUAUACGUUUGACGACAGCAGCGUCACGCCUGUCAGCGCGUCGCAAACCGUCUCGAACGCCGCGUACAUUUUGUUUUACAAGCGCCGCGAGCUCUAAGACGCCGCGUAACUCACUGCAUGCUUAGAUGCUUUUGC
Saprolegnia diclina VS20 is the source of this 2644-nucleotide messenger RNA. RefSeq lists its product as hypothetical. Bases 21 to 2606 code for a protein of 861 amino acids. The transcript has 17 exons. Gene Ontology annotation, molecular function: cysteine-type deubiquitinase activity. Gene Ontology annotation, biological process: protein deubiquitination. NCBI's taxonomy places the organism in Eukaryota, Oomycota, Saprolegniomycetes, Saprolegniales, Saprolegniaceae. The record is from RefSeq and is a predicted model, not a curated record.